UGUUUCCCCUCUCCUGCCCUGUGCAGAAAUAUGCUUGGGGAAAGAUUGGCCUGGACAGUGAAGUGGCUAAGCUGCUGGCUAGCAGUGACCCCCUGGUACAGAUAGCACCAGAUCAGCCAUAUGCUGAGCUCUGGAUGGGAGCUCACCCCAAAGGCGAUGCCAUUAUUCUGGAUAAUCGAAUACCCCAGAAGACCCUAGGACAAUGGAUAGCAGAUAAUCCAGGGUGCCUGGGGUCCAAGGUCAAAGACACCUUCCAAGGCCAGCUGCCUUUCCUGUUCAAAGUGCUGUCAGUUAACAUGGCCCUGUCCAUCCAGGCUCAUCCCAACAAGGAUCUGGCAGGGAAGCUCCAUGCCCAGUUUCCUGAUCACUAUCCAGAUGCCAAUCACAAGCCAGAAAUGGCCAUCGCACUGACCCCUUUCCAGGGCAUGUGUGGCUUCCGGCCUGUCCAAGAAAUUGUGGCUUUUUUGCAGAAUGUCCCAGAGUUCCGGGUGCUGAUAGGCGACGUGGCGGCCGAGCAGCUGGAGCGCAGUGUGAAUGAUGAUCCGCGGGGAGUGUCUGCUGCUCUGCGCAUCUGUUUCACCAGGAUGAUGAAGAGUGAGAAGAAGUUUUUUGUGGACCAACUGAAUCUGCUGGUGAAGAGGACUUCCCAGGAAGCUGCUGAGGGGAAGGACACAUCGGAUAGCAAUGGGGAGCUGCUGCUGCAACUGCACUCACAGUUUCCAGGAGACAUCGGCUGCUUCGCCAUUUACUUCCUCAAUGUGGUGAGGCUGAACCCAGGGGAAGCCAUGUUCCUGGGUGCCAAUGAGCCCCACGCCUAUCUCUACGGGGACUGCAUUGAGUGUAUGGCCUGCUCCGACAACACAGUGCGUGCUGGCCUCACUCCCAAGUUCAUCGACGUGCUGACCUUGUGUGAAAUGCUGAACUACACACCAGCGUCCAGCAGUGCUAAGAUCUUCCCUGCUAUACAGAGCCAGCUGGAUCCCUGUGUCUACCUCUAUGACCCACCUGUGCCAGACUUUGCAGUCAUGAGGAUACAGAUCCCCUCAAUUAAGCUGUACCUCAUCUCUGCCGUCGACUCUGCCAGCAUCCUGCUGGUGAUCCAAGGGACAGCAGUAGGCACCUCCACCGGCGCAACAUCUGACAUGACCUUGCGCCGGGGCUCCGUGUUCUUCAUCUCUGCCAAUGAGAGCAUCUCCCUGCAGGUCUCCUCGCCGGACGGAAUGCUGCUCUUCCGUGCCUGCUGCCUCCUCUGAUCUCGCACACAGAGCCUGCCCCUGCUGCAACUCCACUUAGAGUAGAUAGAAACUGGCCUGGGCAAAGCAGACUUCCAUGGUGUGGGUUAGCUUGAAACAUGCCCAUCAAGAGCAGUGUCAGUCCUAGAGCAGCAGGCACCCAGUCUGUAGAAGGAACAACUCUUGUUUCCUGUCCCUCCAACUUCUGGCCAGCUCCCAGGUGGCAGUGCUAAGUGCAGUGGUGGGAGAAAGAACCUGUUUGUCUGUCUUAACACCCCAACCACACCUGCCGCCUUUCUGGGCUCUGAGGUGUAAUGAGUUUCCUUAGCCCCAUGUAUUCCUGCAGUGCCUAUCCUUACCUGCUGUGCACAACAUGUAGCAGCUGUUUUCCUGUAGCUUUUAAGUGGACCAUUUGAUUUGUGUUAGGAGGGAGUGGAGGGGGGAACACUGCUGGGAUAUGUGCAUAACUAUGUAUGAUAGGUCUGUGAGGGAUUGGGAAUCACAGAACAGCAGGAAACAUGAUUGCUAGAGUUAAAGGUUGCUACCAGGAAUAGGUAUAGGAGAUUGCUCACAUUGCAGAAAUCUGUGCUGCUUUCUUUCCCAGCUUAUCCAUUUCCAGGCAAGGUGAUGCACUUUCAGGUACAUGAUCCACUCACCAGUGGAGUCCUUGCACCAUUAGGCUGGGAAUAAACCAUUUCCCAGGUAUGUACUGUGCAGAGGGAGAUUGCUUCUCUGAGCAAUCUAGGCAGGCUUCAGUCUCUGACCCACUGUAUCCAAAACGGGAUGAGAACACAGGCUGCUCUCGCCCUAACCUGCAGCACAGACAGUUUUAGCAGAAAGAAGCUGCAUGCUUCUCUGGGCUUGUUGAUGUCUUCUCUCUACAGGUCUGCUAGUGUUACUGUUGUCUUUGCUUCUGUGAUCAGAAUGUCCCAUAAUCAGACUGUCGGCAACUGCCUCCCUAUCCCAGUGUCAGUAACCAUCCCAUCCCUACUAGGUGGGUUUGCAGUGUUGCUGAAGGCAUGGAUAAACAGACAUGUGACAUGCUUCAAGCUCUUUUGAAGUGCUUUUAAUUUGUAGGAUCUCCGUAGUGGACAACACCCAGCUAAAGUAUCACCACAAAACACUUCAGAGUUGUUCCUGUUUCUUCAUUUUUCAUGUGGUUUUGACUGAUUUGUAGCAGUGUAACACCAUGCAUCAUCUAUCUGCUCAAUUAAAGUUGUUUAAAGUGCUGUGUUAGGUCUGUCCAUACCUGCAGUUUCCAGAGCUUUGAGAGGCACUAAUCAUCACUCUAAGUUGCUUUUCAGAGGGCUGCAACACUUAGUCCUUCCAGUGGUUACUGAGCAGAGCAAGCAUCCUGCUGUAUGUGCAAAUUAAACUCUUUCUUUGUGUGUAGGGGAAGAGUCAGGCUGGAGUCAAAGCUUAUGCAGGAACUGGCUUAAUUAGAGAAUUGAAAGGGGCAAAGGAGGUUCAAGGGGAUUGGGGUGUUGCUUUUGAUGCGCUAGAGUAGCUAAGCUGCUUGUUCCUGCUGCCUUCCACUACUGUAAACAGAACCGUCUAGGGCUGAAACUUCCUAUAACAAAAAAGGAUGGAGCAAUUGAGAUGGGAAAGGCAGCCUGCAUACCAAUUUCUGAGCCUUAUGGCAGCAAAAUCUUGUCCUUUGAGCUGGACAGGACUUAGUAUUGCUGGGACAGAGGUAAGAGCCUGCACCUAGACAUCUUGAAAAACAGUGGGAUGCAGAGGGCUGGUGUCUGGGCAUCAGGGCUCUCCUCAAUUUUAUCCCUGAUGCUGACUCAUUGCGACUUUAAGCAAAUUGUCUAAUCUGUGUCUCAGCUUCUUCAUCUGUAAAAUGGGAAUAGUGACCUACCUCACAGGAUGUUGUCUGGAGAAUCCUCACUUAAAGGUGCUGGGAGUAAAGGGUUAUCCCCUUGGUCCUGGGGAAGCAGUAGAUAGCUCUUGCCCCUUAACCAGAAUAAAUAACAUCACUACUACCAUCUCUUCAACUGGAAUUCUGUUUAUGUUCCUGGAGCUGAUGCACAAGGGGCCAGCUCUAACACCUGUUACUUCAGAUUGGCCCCCAAGAGACUGCCCUACUUAACAUGAAAAUGUGGGAGUCAUGGCUACAGACACGAGUUACCUUGUUUUGUCACAAAGGUUACAGUAAGAGAGCCAGCUGCUAUUUUGUGUGCCUACAGCCCUCAAACGUGAUCUGUGUGCACAGAAGGUUGAUUGAUACUAGAGGGCAGGGAGGCAGGAAGUUGUGUGGUGCUGACCAUUUAGCUUAAACCUUCAGUAGCCAGGGCAUGGUAUUCCUGGUGAGGGGCUGGCAAAGUGGGUGCAUCAGCUACAGGCUACUAUUUUUUGUGGUAGGAGUAGCUAAGACUACUUUUUCCUAAUAAGAUUCUUGCUACCUUGUAGACUUAAAAUCAUGGGAAAGUAAGGCUGGACAAGACCUCAGGUCUCAGGAGGUCACAUAGUCCAACCUCUUGCUCAAGGCAGGAUUGCCCUGACUAAGUGUUCCUAGACUUGAAUAGUUUCUACCAACAGGUCAGGUUCCAGCACUUGAGUAAAGAAUUCUCUUCCCUUUUCCAAGCUUUGAAUGACUUGCUGUGAACACACAAGCUGCAACAGUAAUCUUAAAACUCAGCUGGUGCUGUGCUGUGCUACCCUUCCCUCUCCACCCCCAUGGUUGACCUUGAUAAACCACUGAAAAAAAGGACUUGCUGCUCACUCAGCAUCAUAGUUAUCUAACUCCAGUCCAGAUGCCCCCAUCAGUGACCUGAAGCCAGUGGUCCAGACAAUCCCCAUCAAUGACCUGAAGCCAGUGGACCCCUGAUGUAUUUCUUUGACUUGUUUUAAAUAGCUGUUCUCAUCAGUAUUUUGACACUUUCCCUCUUACACGGUGAAACUGAUCACCUGUGAAGGACAGUAAAUGUUAAACUCUUGUAACCUUUGGGAGCAUUGGGAAGGGGGUGUCACCCAGGAAAUCAACCCAGGGAGGAGCUCUUCUGAGCCAUAUAAUGUGUAUUUAACAGCUGUUAAGUAUUUCAGUCUCUUCUGACAUCACUAGCUUUAAUGGUUUGAUUCAUCCACUCCAUUGCUCUAAAAAGAGCUAUAAAUCUUUGAAGUGGGGAGGUAAGGCAGCGAUAUGCAACCUUGUGUUAUGGUGUAUUGGCAGGUAGGGUGUGUGCAUGGGCUGGAAUGUUCUGUCAUAAAGAGAAAUAAACAGUCACUGCAAAAAACAA
Molecule: messenger RNA, 4474 nt
Organism: Alligator sinensis (Chinese alligator)
Lineage: Eukaryota; Metazoa; Chordata; Crocodylia; Alligatoridae
Gene: MPI
Product: mannose phosphate isomerase
Exons: 7
Coding region: 135-1253 (372 amino acids)
Biological process (GO): carbohydrate metabolic process; GDP-mannose biosynthetic process
Cellular component (GO): cytosol
Molecular function (GO): mannose-6-phosphate isomerase activity; zinc ion binding
Source: RefSeq, a predicted model, not a curated record